Formica exsecta is the source of this 1336-nucleotide messenger RNA. It is a transcript of the gene 140up, whose product is annotated as RPII140-upstream gene protein. The record is from RefSeq and is a predicted model, not a curated record. Gene Ontology annotation, cellular component: mitochondrion. NCBI's taxonomy places the organism in Eukaryota, Metazoa, Arthropoda, Insecta, Hymenoptera, Formicidae. The coding region runs from base 402 to 1202 and encodes 266 amino acids. The transcript is spliced from 5 exons.
CUUACUUCAUGGGCAGUGGCAUUAUAAUUAUAGAGAAUUAGCAGACGAUUUAAUUUUUCUCUCCGCAAUCUGCAGUUUUCGUCUAAUUUUCUGACGAAAUGUUCACAAAUAUAAUAGUAUGAUAUUUAUGUUUCUAUAUAUAUAUAAAUCUUUCGUUCACUUUAUGGUCUUAUUUUUAUAUAUCUUUCAUUUGGAUAUUUAUAUUGACUUCAUAAAUGAAGGUUAUAUAAAUAAAACAAUCAUAUAAAAAAAUACAAAAAUUAAAUUAAAAAUUACACAAGCCUCAAGUAAUAAAUAUAGAUUAGUGGAAAAAUGCCAAUUGGAGUCUGGACGCGGUACUUAAAGCAUUUAUUAAUAUUUGUGCAUACAUAUAAUUUGCAUUAAAUUCUCAGUGUCAGAAAAUGAUGCGCAUAGGUCUACUAGCUAGAAGCCCAAUACUAAUGAGUAUAUUUCCAUUUGGUAAUGAUACUAAUUUUGAUAAACCUGUGAAUAACGUGAUAGAGCCAUUGGAAGAUAAAUUGGGUUGGGACAGAGUAAAAAAUAUAUUUCAUUUAAAUAAAGAUGGUAUGUUCACAAAAGAAUUAACAUCUAUCAUAAAUAUAACAAUAUCAGGUGCCGUAAUUGGCGCAGUCUUGGGUGGUACAAGUGCAACUAAGAAUACUGUAGAUAAUUUUAUCUCAAAUAAUGAAGCGACAAAGUUUACGAGCCAUUUUGAUGCAAAAUGGCAUCUUCAACAGGCAGUUACAGUAAAUUUCAUAAGAAGAGGUGCAAGAAUGGGAGCAAAACUUGGACUUUUUUGUUGUAUGUUUAGUACUGUAACAACAUGCACAACAGCAUAUCGAGGAAAAUUGGCAAUAGAAAAUUAUAUGUUAGGUGGUUCUAUAACAGGAUUAUUAUUUAAAAUGAAUUUAGGACUUCGAGGAGCACUUGUUGGCAUUGCACUUGGCAGUACAUUAGGUGGCAUAUGUGGUGGUACAUCGCUUCUUAUUCUUAAAUUAUCAGGAGCAACUAUAGAUGAAGUACUAGAAGCACAACAAAAAUGGAUAAAUUCAAGAGAUGAGAUUCUGCAUAACAAGAUAAAGGAAUGCAUGAGUACUGAAUUACCAGAAAUAAAGCAGCUAUAUGAAGAAAAUAAAAAAGUAUGCUUAAUUCAAGGAAGAAGAACGGAGGAAGGAGAGAACAUUGAAGAUCAUAAAACAUAAACUUAUUAUGUAAAUGAAUCUUGUACAUAGAUGUGUCUUUAUUAUUCAUCUAUAAAUCAAUCUUGUAUAUAUAAGUGUGUGUGUAUAUGUAUCUUCAUUAUUCAUCUGUGUAGAUAAUUAAUCCAAAUUUUACA